AACACCCUCAGGAGACAAUCACAUAGGAAGACGCGCGAGACCGUGCGAGAAUUUCUCUGUGGCAACAAAUAGGCUACGUACGAAAUAUAAACCUUUAUUUAAUAUAUAUUUCGCAAAUAGGUGGUGGAGUGGGGGGUAUCAUGGACGUGUCCAGCCACAGCCUGUUCCUCUUGCAGCAGCUCAACAUCCAGAGAGAGUUUGGCUUCCUGUGCGACUGCACAGUCGCCAUUGGCAACGUGUACUUCAAGGCCCACCGGGCCGUGCUUGCAGCCUUCUCCAACUACUUCAAGAUGAUCUUCAUUCAUCAGUCAAGUGAGUGCAUUAAGAUCCAGCCCACGGACAUCCAGCCAGAUGUUUUCAGCUACCUGCUCCACAUCAUGUAUACGGGCAUGGGCCCCAAGCAGCCGGUGGACCAGGGCCGCCUGCAGGAGGGCAUCAAGUUCCUCCAUGCCUACCAGCUGUGCAGUAAGCCUGGUGAGGGUGGGCCCGAUGCCAUCACCGCCGACCUUGUCCGCAUGUCCAACCUGUACGGCAUUCAGAUUUCAUCCCAGUUAGCAAACAAGGAGGGUACUGGGGUCCCUAAAGGUAGUGCAGGGGCCCGAGGAGGGGGCGGCCCCGAGGACGGGCGUUCGUCCACUCGGGCAGGCCGCUCCCACGCCACCCAGUUUUCGAUGACUGUGGGGAUGGAGGGCAUCCCCUCAUCAGGCCGUCAGCCCUUCUCUGGUCUCCUCCGUGGUGUCUCCUCUAUGGCUUCCGGCGACGACUCAGACAUCUCAACGCGCAUCAAGCAGGAGAGGGUGGAGGAAGAGGGAGAGGAGUGCCAUCAGGCGCCAGGCGGGGGAGGGUCCCCAACGUCUCCUUUGGCCCAGGGCGGCAACCCCUGCCAGGGCCUCUUGUUCAAGGAUGGCCCCCAUGCGCUGCUGUGCCCCCAGUGCGGCAAGCGCUGCUCAUCCCCCGAGGGGCUCCGCGAGCACCUGUUCAGCCAUGCCACCUUCGCCCUGGACCCCAGCGGACUAAUGGAGGGCCUCUCCCAGGGUGGGGGAGGGGACACAGUGGGCCCUGAGGACCAGCAGCAGCAGCGGGGGUGCCCCCAGGAUCAGCAGGAUGCAGGCUACCUGGAGGAGGCCCUGAGACAGAGCCAAGCCCUAGCUGACGAGCUAGCCACCGAGCUAAGGCGGAGCAGGGGGGGUAUAGCCGGUGGCACCAGUACACCCCCCACCACCACCAUGACCACCUCUACUACCAGUCACACACGAAAGCGCAAGAUCGCCUGCUCCGUGUGCAGCCUGCGCUUCACCCAGAAGAGCCAGCUGCAGGAGCACAUGUACACGCACACGGGCAAGCCGUCGCGCUACCAUCGCUACAGCCACCUCUGCAGCCAGCUCAUCCACACUUCUGGGCACUUCUGCAAGGGGCCACCGGAGGGCGGCGGGAUGGCGGCAACCACUACAGUAGCGCUGGCGGAGGAGGCAAACAGGGAUGCUCAGGACAACGGCAGCUCCUGCUAUUCGCUAGACUCUGAGAUCUCGCAGGAGAGCGUGGACAACGUCGCUGUGGAAUGAAAGCGAAAACAAACUGUAGAAAUGAAAGAAAUACAUCAACUCCCAUUUUACAUAGGUGAUGUGCUGGAGUCACCACCUAAUUUGAUAACUCUUGUUUGUGUGAUUAUGCAGUAGCCUCUCUUUUUUUUGUGUGUUUUCUUAGAAACUGGAUUAACAAUGGUAAUUGGUAAGAACUAUGUACUUAUACUUGUUACAAGGUAAUUGACAUAAGUUAUUCCCUUACAGUUACCCGGGGAUAACAGCUAUGUAAUAAGAAGCGUUUUGUGAAUACAUCUUCAUUCACCCAUCUGCACUCACCAGAGACUGCACAUCUGGUUCGUCUUCAUUAGGGCACAACAAUAGUAAAAUGUUUUUGCAAUGGAAAACAAAACUUUGUGAUUCUUAUUGGACGAUUCCAGAUAGUACCUCCUGUUUCACCCUGUUUGAGUUUGUUUUCUUCAGUUUGAUUCCUACUGAACAUGACCCUGUUUCACUUACGUUCCUUACCUUUCGUCAUUAUCGUUCCACUGAUCCGGUUUCCACUGAUCCGGUUCGUCAUUAUCGUUCCACUGAUCCGGUUUCCACUGAUCCGGUUCGUCAUUAUCGUUCCACUGAUCCGGUUUCCACUGAUCCGGUUCGUCAUUAUCUUUCCACUGAUCCGGUUUCCACUGAUCCGGUUCGUCAUUAUCGUUCCACUGAUCCGGUUUCCACUGAUCCGGUUCGUCAUUAUCGUUCCACUGAUCCGGUUUCCACUGAUCCGGUUCGUCAUUAUCGUUCCACUGAUCCGGUUGUAUCCUGUCCUUUUGUCAAUACCGUCAUCUCUCUGUCAGUUAGAUGAAACCCUGUGAUGUGAAUCCAGUGUAAAGUGUAUGUUCUUUUAUUCAGUGAACGGUUGAAUAGAAUAGAACAUGGUAUUUAAAAGAGGAAUGUGUUGUCUCUCUCUCAGUUGUCAUAUUUUACCAGCUGGUAUAUUGAUUGGAAAUUAGCAAAUACUAUGUAUCUGCAUUGUUUUCUGAAAAUGUGCACUCUCAGAAAUAAGUAGCUGUUGAAAUGGAGCUUGGCUUGUUGUUAUGGAGGGUUGUCAGGGUUACAGGAAUUUGCAAGGGACAAAUUCUUACGCCCACAAUGUUGCAGUACACAAUUGAUGUAUGGUAGUACAUCAUUACACAUAUUGGAACAUUUAAAUAUUUCCCUCCAAAAUCAUGAGCAGGGGCUUGGUGUUCCAUUUUCUUUCUUUAAUCUCAACAAACUAGCACUUACAGUAUAUCUAAACUUGAUCAUUAGCAGAGAAUUUGCUUGGCCAGCUUCAUUCACCUUCAAGAAGUGUGUACUAGCUAUGAAAAUGGACGUGUAUGCAAAAGAAGACAAAGUCACAAGUGUCAUCCCAAAACCUUUAAAGCUGGAAAACCUGGGGAUGUAUUCAAGCGUCACAGGAGAGCUGAUCUAGGAUCAGGUCGUCCCCCCCUGUCUUAUUCAUUCUAGAUCUGAAAGGCAAAACUGAUUCUAAAUCAGCACUCCUCCUCUGAAAUGCUUAACACAUACGACCCUUAGCAGUGUUUAACUACAGAGGAAACAUGUUGAAUGGGCUUUAUCCUGCGCUCCUGAGUAGCACAGCAGUCUAAGGCACUGCAAGAGGCGUCACUACAGUCCCUGGUUUGAAUCCAGGCUGUAUCACAUCCGGCCAUGAUUGGGAGUCUCAUAGAGCGGCGCACAAUUGGCCCAGCGUCUUCCAGGUUUGGCUGGGGUAGGCCGUCAUUGUAAAUAAGAAUUUGUUCUUAACUGACUUGCCUAGUUAAAUAAAAAUUAAAAAUCCUUGACAACUUAAGAGGAAGGACUUAUUUUAGCUCAUAACAGGCUAACAUGAGUAGAAGUAGCCUGACGACUCACACUAAGUUCUUCCGCUGCUCUGUCGUUGGCUACAUACUUCAAUCUGAGACUGCCAUCAUUGAAGUUGUUUUUGGUGACGAGGGGCAUUGUACAAAACAAAGUAUUCGCAUUUGGUAAAGGGUGGAGGGUUGGGGAGGUACUCAGAUCCAGACUCAUGGCGGAGAAAAAAACUAAAGUCUGUGGGCGUGGCGUAGUGUUUGGCCGGAGCAAAGAGUCCGGGUAGCCAGGCAACAGUAGAAGUGACUAAAAGAGAUACUCUGAACUUAUUUAGUCCUCUAAAGCUUUAUGAUUGUGCGAUUGUAGAUUCAUAUUUGACGGAUAUGUGGCAAUGGCUAUCAGAGUGUGUAAUGUCGAACCAGGAACCUGUAUGUACUGCGAUAGACAGUUAUAAACCUAGGAUUAUCAAAUUGACCUUUCUGGGUUUGUUUCCAUUCUAUCCUGUUGGUGUGUGUGACCUCUGGUAUGUUUCAGUUUGCUACUCUACUAUGGCUUUUCCACUUUGUCAUACACUUUGUCGUUACCACGUGGCUGUGGUUUCAUGUUUUCUUUCAUCUGUGUCACUUUUCCAUACAUGGAAAAUGUUUUGUAAAUAAAUAUAUUUUUUAA
This is a messenger RNA of Salmo salar (Atlantic salmon), 4034 nucleotides long. RefSeq names its product zinc finger and BTB domain containing 25 (gene zbtb25). Gene Ontology annotation, molecular function: DNA-binding transcription factor activity, RNA polymerase II-specific; protein binding. The record is from RefSeq and is a predicted model, not a curated record. Lineage: Eukaryota; Metazoa; Chordata; Actinopteri; Salmoniformes; Salmonidae. Gene Ontology annotation, cellular component: nucleus. Gene Ontology annotation, biological process: regulation of transcription by RNA polymerase II.